Molecule: messenger RNA, 1561 nt
Organism: Rhagoletis zephyria (snowberry fruit fly)
Lineage: Eukaryota; Metazoa; Arthropoda; Insecta; Diptera; Tephritidae
Source: RefSeq, a predicted model, not a curated record
CAACGACAACGGUAACGGCAACGGCAACGACAACAGCAAAACGAUUCGCCUGAGUACAAUAUUUCGACUGUGUAGUGAUUCAGUCAGUACGCUGUGUGGCUGUGCGAAAAAAACUAUCAAAACAUUCCGCCUGCGUUGGUGUGCCACUCGCCUCGAAGAAAAAAAGGUCCUGUAAAACAAAAAUAUUCACACAAACGAAAAGGGGUGCAGUGCUUACAAAAAAAAAUUAUUAAAAAAAUAUUUAUAAUAAAUUUUUUAUUUUUAAUAAAUUAAAGUGCAAUAAAAGUGUUUUAUCGUUGCUGCUCUGUUUCCAAAGUUGUUUCGUGUGGCAUUGUAAACGCGUUAAUUUGAAAUUGUUCGCCAGCUGCUUGUGAUUAUCUGUCUAUCUAUCUGGAUAUCUGCAUUAAUCAGCAGAUUCCGCAGUUUGUCAAUUGGUACAAAUUAUCGAAAUUUUCUCUUUCACUUCGGGGAAGCCAGCCAGCCAGUCGGUCAGCCAGCCAGCCAUGACAUCAGUGCGCAACAAUGCAGUCUCCGCCGCUCUGCUGCUGGGAUGGGUUAUUUUUGGGUGCCUAAAUAGUUCUGUUCUGGCAGAUGUCGCCCAGAAGUCAAGUGAAAAAUCACAAAACCCAGACAGCGUUGACAUAGACUACUACGAUGAAUCGAGUCCUGAAAAUAUGAAGGUGCCAGGCAAGCCUGCGCCCACACUAAUGCCAUAUUUUGAGGAGGAGAAGAAAACUGUGUAUGCCAAAGAGGACACUAAAGUGGUUUUGCAUUGUCCUGCCAAGAAUUAUAAUGAAUCUCAACAUUUGAUAAUGUGGUUCAAGAGCAAUAAUACCAUCACCACUGGCCGGGAGAUUAUCGUCGAUGCCGCUCUGGGCUAUCACCUGGACAAUGACAUGAAUUUGAUUAUUGAUAAAGUAUCGGACAAAACUAAAGGCGAGUACCAUUGCGCCAUUAUGCCACAGGAUGUACGCAUGAAGAUAUUUUUGGAAAUCGGCGAAGAGCCUAAAGUGGACCACAACGGACAAGCGAUGGUGAGCGCAAGCGCACUGUGUCUGAUGUUAGCGCUACUGGUGCGCGAAUUGAGCUUUGGAAUUGUGAGCUUAGAUAAAUUUUUUUAGGCAUUCAAUUCAAAAAAACAGUUGUUUACUUGAAACUCUAGUAUGUAAAACAAAGUGUAUUGUAAAUGUGGGUACUACUCGCAUAGCUGAGGAUAAUUGUUUUUUUUUUUUUUGUUUUUUAAUCCACAAUACUACAACACUACUACAUAGCUUACCUAAAGCAGCAGACCAAAUACAGAAGAAGUUACAUAUAAAAAAAAAAAAAUAGACAGGGUGUAUAUACUUACUUUUGAAGUAGUACAUAUAUAUGUAUGUAUACCACAUGUACUAAGUAGUGUAUGAAAACUAGUGUAAAAUCCAGCAUACUUAAUAUCUACAUUAUAAGCACCAUAGUAAUUUUAAAUUAAUACGUGUAUGUAUGUACUAUGUUUUGGAAACUUGUGGAAAGAGUUUAAUAUACGAUCUAGAAUGUUGCAUAGUCAUAUACAACUCUUAAAGCA